Nematocida homosporus is the source of this 780-nucleotide messenger RNA. RefSeq lists its product as uncharacterized. Lineage: Eukaryota; Fungi; Microsporidia. The record is from RefSeq and is a predicted model, not a curated record. Gene Ontology annotation, cellular component: membrane. Gene Ontology annotation, molecular function: water channel activity. Bases 1 to 780 code for a protein of 259 amino acids. Gene Ontology annotation, biological process: transmembrane transport; water transport. The transcript has a single exon.
AUGGCGCUUACGUUCAACUGGACAAUUCUACGGUCCUUGUUAGCUGAAGGGUUGUGUACAGCGGUCUUUACUUAUGCGGUUUACAGUGUGUCGACUGGAGUGACUAUAACGGAAGAUACGGCGGCGGCGGCAGCAAGUGUGUGUUUGACAGUCGGGUUUUCUAGUGUAGCUAUCAUUUAUGCGUUCAUGGAUAUAACUAUUGCCCACUUUAAUCCGGCCAUUACCUUGGCCGCGAUUCUAACUGGGAAGCUGCCUAUUUUCAUGGGGCUCGGGUACAUUAUCAUGCAAUGUGCUGGAGCGAUGUUGGGCUGUGGGGCCAUGUUGUUGAGUAAGCCGGGUAGUUCUGAGGAUCUGCUAGACAUAUCGCGAUCGAAGAUUUCGGAUGAUGCGUCUAUUGGGAAUGCCUUGCUUACGGAGAUGAUUUUGACGGGCAUCUUAGUUUAUGUGGCCUUCUCGGUGGCCAUUAAUGUGUUCAAUCCGCCUACUCAAGUUAAGAUUGAAGUGCCGGAUGAGGUGGAGGAUAAUGACAAGUUGCGAGUGGUGACUUCUCAGGCACCUAACCGAUCGGCCUUUGCGCCAAUUGCGAUUGGGUACACGCUAGGAUUCUUGGCAUUGCUAGGUUUGGGCUCAAGUGGUGGUGUGUUUAAUCCGGCCGUGACAUUGCCGCCGGUGCUUUUCUCAGGGCACUGGAAGAAUGUUUGGGUGUACUGGGUAGGCCAAUUUGUUGGUGGGAUUGUAGGGGCCUUCCUUCAUGUAAUCAUCUUUGCCAAAUCGGCCUAG